Molecule: messenger RNA, 1953 nt
Organism: Arabidopsis lyrata subsp. lyrata
Lineage: Eukaryota; Viridiplantae; Streptophyta; Magnoliopsida; Brassicales; Brassicaceae
Product: growth hormone-regulated TBC protein 1-A
Exons: 9
Coding region: 391-1593 (400 amino acids)
Source: RefSeq, a predicted model, not a curated record
UUUUAAAAUCAUAAUCUUUCAUUAAAUUAUAAAAUAACCCCACAAAAAUUCAAAGCUUUCAAAUCAACCCCAGCUCUAUCUAAAGUUGAUAAUAAAAUCUCUCUUUCCUAAACAAAUCUCUCCCCUCCAAAUUCCAACUUUCAUAAUAUCUCUUCUUCGACAACCGAGAGACGCGGGGAUUCAAUUCAACGCUCCUCUGGAUUUUUCAUUUCUUUCAAGGAGGAGAAGAUUAGAGGUGUUCAAAGGUGAUAACGCUUGCAGAACGUGACCACAAUUAAAAUAUUGAAAGCAGCCGAGAACUUUUUUUUGACGGUGUCCGUGUUCGUGCUUGGUCUGAAAUUGACGAAAGAAUCCGACAAGACAACAACUAUUACAGAGAUUCACCGGAGGAUGUUUGGGAUCCAAAGCAGACGUGAUUUGACGAUGGAGCUACAAUCUCAGAUUCCGAUUCUCCGUCCAAGCAUCCACGCGAGACGAGCCAACAUCGUCGUGAAAUUCCAGGACUUGUACGGUUUCACGGUGGAAGGAAAUGUCGACGACGUCAAUGUGUUGAACGAAGUUAGAGAGAAAGUCAGGAACCAAGGACGAGUUUGGUGGGCGCUCGAAGCUAGCAAAGGAGCUAAUUGGUAUCUUCAGCCGGAGAUUCUCUUGAUCGGUGACGGAAUCGCUUUGAAAACGUCUCUCAAGAUCUCGACUUUGACGAAUGCGAUUACCUUGAAGAGAUUGAUUCGGAAAGGGAUCCCACCUGUGCUUAGGCCUAAGGUUUGGUUUUCUCUUUCUGGUGCUGCUAAGAAGAAGUCCACCGUCCCGGAUAGUUAUUACAGUGAUUUGACCAAAGCCGUCGAUGGCAAGGUCACACCGGCAACGAGGCAGAUUGAUCAUGAUCUGCCACGCACUUUCCCAGGCCAUCCAUGGUUGGACACUCCAGAGGGUCAUGCUGCUCUACGACGUGUGCUUGUUGGUUAUUCCUUUCGCGAUUCCGAUGUUGGCUAUUGUCAGGGUCUAAACUACGUUGCAGCGUUACUAUUGCUUGUCAUGAAGACAGAAGAAGACGCAUUCUGGAUGCUAGCAGUCCUUUUGGAAAACGUAUUAGUCCGUGACUGUUACACAACCAACUUGUCUGGAUGCCAUGUUGAGCAGCGGGUUUUCAAAGAUUUGCUUGCCCAAAAAUGUCCUCGAAUAGCUACUCAUCUUGAAGAUAUGGGCUUUGAUGUUUCCCUUGUAGCCACUGAAUGGUUUCUAUGCCUCUUCUCUAAAAGCCUUCCUUCAGAGACAACUCUAAGGGUGUGGGAUGUACUUUUCUAUGAAGGAGCAAAGGUUCUAUUCCAUGCAGCGUUAGCAAUAUUCAAGAUGAAAGAGAACGAGCUGCUUAUGACCCACCAGGUUGGCGAUGUAAUCAACAUAUUACAGAAAACUUCACACCAGCUUUUUGACCCGGAUGAAUUAUUAACGGUGGCAUUUGAGAAAAUCGGAUCGAUGACUACCAACACCAUAUCAAAGCAGAGGAAGAAGCAGGAACCAGCAGUGAUGGCAGAACUUGAUCAGAGACUUCGGAGACUCAACUCUCUGAAAGAAAAUGGUAAGAGCACAUAAACAAAAAGAACUGUUGGGGAGAAGAUGAGCCAAAAAGUGUAAACGAGGGAGUCCAACAAUGGUUUAUUUACCCCUCUUGAUGGUCUUUUUUUUUUUCUUUUUUUCCAAGUAUAUAUAAAUAGGAUUUUUAAUUUUAUUUUGAGAGCAAAACAUAACCAAGAUCCAUUUCUGUGAUGGUAAAUGUCAAGUUCCUUCACAUUCCAAGAGAUUCCAAGAGGUGUUACUUGCCUUUUGCAUUUUUUACCCCUCUUGAUAUAUCAAUUGUGAUCUUCAUGUUUUUAUAGAUCCUUGUUUGGUUUGUACUUUGUAGUAUGAAUUGUCGACUGUUCUUCUCAAUAGUAUUUUUAUUAAAACAAAAAA